Messenger RNA from Cucumis sativus (cucumber), 926 nucleotides. RefSeq names its product extensin. NCBI's taxonomy places the organism in Eukaryota, Viridiplantae, Streptophyta, Magnoliopsida, Cucurbitales, Cucurbitaceae. The record is from RefSeq and is a predicted model, not a curated record. The transcript has a single exon. The coding region runs from base 113 to 682 and encodes 189 amino acids.
AUAAAGGCAAAUUCAUAACCAACCCCUUUUGUUCUAACUCUUCUUCUCCACUUCAAUUCCCUCUUCUUCUUAUUCAUUACAAAGCUUCCUCUUUUCCACAGCCUAUUCAUCAAUGGAACAUUUCUCCAAAACCCUUCAUUUCUCUUCCAUUCUCAUUCUUCUUAUCCUCCGCCUCGCUCGAGCAGUGCCCGAAGACGGCCGUGUCGUCGAGGUCGUUCCUCCGGUUAGCCUUCUUUGUAUCAGCGAAUGUUCAACUUGCCCCACCAUCUGCGCGCCACCACCACCACCGCCACCGCCCAUUGUGCUCAAGUCACCUCCGCCGGUGCCUCAUGUCCCACCACUGGCUUACUUUCCACUCAAUUCACCCCCACCUCGACCAACCUCAUCUCCACCCCCGCCGUGGCCUUCACCUCCGCCACCUCCGGCUACGGCGACGGCGGUUUCCUCUCAUUCCCCGCCGCCACCCGCAUUCAGAUAUUAUUUCAACUUGCCACCACCGCCACCGGUGCUGAUCCCGGUACCUGUGCCGCCGUCGGCGACGGCUGGGCCUCAUGGAAAUACGAAUAGUAAUGCUUAUAAUUACUACUUUUAUGCUCCGGCAUCAUCGUCUGCUCCUCCGUCGCUUCCGACGGCGCUUUUUUGGGGUUUGUUUCUCUUCCAUUUGAUGUUGUGUUCAUGGUGAAAGGUUUGUAUAUUGAUUUUCAUGCAUCUCUGAUUAAUGGUAUUGGAGUAUAAGUUUAUAAGAAGGAAGAUUAAUGUUUUGGUAAGUAGAAUUUUGGGAAUUGUUAUUUUUUAAAGUUUGGAAUUUUUUCUUUUCUUUUUUAUUUGAAAUAAAGCUAAAUAUUUUUCAUUGUUUAAUCAAUGGGUUUAUGUAAAUCCAUCUAUGAACAUUUAUGUUUUUUAUAAUUUGAAUUACCUACUAAUAA